AUGGGAAGUCAGGCGAUAAAAGUAGUUGAUCAACUACGAGCUCAAUGGUACUGGAAAUCAAAUUCCGAUUCAUGGUCAACAAAUGGAAAUGAAGAAUGGACAAAAUAUGCUGAUAUCGAAUCAGCGAUUAUCGAAGAAGCAUUUAAUCGACAGAAUAAAACAAAACUAGCUGAACUGGAGAAUUAUUCGAUUAACUUAAACGACUGCAUUCAAAUCAGUAAAUCAGAUCCAAAUGAACAACGGCAAAUAAAACGGGUUCUAACUAGUAGAAAUGAAAGUCAAGGCUUAAGAGAAGAAAGAUUCUUUCUCCCACCAGCAUUGAGUAAAACGUUCAAUGAUGACCACGCUGCAUCAUGCUUGAGUCAGUUGUUGAAGACCUCGCCCUCCUCAGAUGAGCAUUCGUGUGACGAAACUGAAAUGGCACCUGGUGGCAUGCAGCAUCUAGGAGAUAGACGAACAGGACAAUUAUAUAACGGGAUAUGGGACUGUGAAAAUGGUGCUGGUGAAGAACGUUGUUUUGAAUUAGAAUUAAAUGAAUGUAAUCCAGAUACACAUUAUCGUUGUCACAGCGGACAAUGUAUAAUAAAAAGUUUUUCAUUCGAUCAUAUUUAUGAUUGUAUGGAUUAUUCAGAUGAACAAGGAUCGGAUUUUUUAGAUAUCAAAUCAAAACCGUGCCAUAAAUUAUCAACAAUUGAAUGUGAAGAAUAUAAUUGUGCCUGGUUAAAAUUUUCUUGUUUAGAUGGACAAUGUAUUCGUAAUUCGGAAGAUCAUUUUUGCGAAAGUCCACGUGAAGUAUUAUAUAAUAGACAAAAAAUUUUUCGUAAAUCUAAUGAUGAUCUAACAGAAUUAUGCUGGAAGUAUAUGAUGUGUAUAACAGACGCGAUAACAUCAUGGAGAGUCUUGUUUACCGGUACACAAAUAAUAUUUUCAUCGUGUACUCAGUACCAUCUAUCAGCGUUAAAUUUGUUUCAUUGUAAUAAUUCUAAUAAAUACAUUUCAAAAUAUCGUGUAAAUAAUGGUUUUGAUGAUUGGGAUCUUUAUCAAGAUGAAAAAUACAGUAACACAUGUGGAUUAAAUUUAAAAAAUGAUCAAUUUGAAUGUUUUGCUGGUGAACAAUGUUUUUCUCGUGUAAAAUUUCUUGAUACGAUUGAGAAUUGUGAUGACAAAUCAGAUGAACCUUUUCGAUUUAAUUGUCUUCUAGCACCUGAUGAAAAUAAUCUUGCAUGUGAAUUAAUUCGUAAUCUUAAAAAAACAUUACCAACGUAUUUUCUUUUUCAAGAUCUUUGUGAUGAUCUUAUUUUUCGAAAUAUUCCAAUUGAUAAUGAAACAGAUGAAACAAAGUGUGAUUUAUGGCCAUGCAAUUCUCGUUCAAAAACUUGUAAUGGUUUUUGGAACUGUCCAAAUGUGAUUCACUAUCAAAGUGAACGUGUAACAAUAUUUCUUGAAUUUGUAAUACCAAGUAAUAAAUUUGAACAUUUAACAUUAUUUAGACUUAUGACCUAUUUGUUAGAUGAAAAUAAUACAAUUUUGAAUACUGAACAAGUUGUACAUAGUCCAUAUAUUCAGCCAGGUUAUAAGCAUAUAUUUUAUUUAAUCUAUCCACGAAACCAUUCUAUUAUUGUUGGUGAAAAAAAGAAUGUGAAAAUCGAUGCAUAUUCCGUAACACAAACAAAUAUUGAUUAUCAAUCAUCUUGGUAUGAAUCAAUUCAAUUUCCAUUUCUUCCUGUCAAUCGAUUAACAAUGAAAUUAACAUUAAGGGAUAAAAUUCUGUGUGGUGGAAAAGAAGGUAAACGUUCUUGUAUACACGGUAGAUGUGUAAAAUAUACUAAUUCACCAAAAACAUUUUGUUUAUGUAAUGAUGGAUGGACGGGCGCACAGUGCAAUGAAGAAUGGUUAUUGAGCUAUUGUAACUGUUCGAAAUAUUCAAAAUGUAUUGAAGAUGGAAAAUGCUUAUGUCCGAUUGGUUUUAUUUGUAUAACAUGUCAUAUCAGAUAUAAUCCAUGUAAAAAUGUUACGUGUAAUAAUAAUGAUACUUGUUUACCUUUAGAUCAACGUAGUUUAAAAUUUGUUUGUAUUUGUCAAAAAAAUUAUUUUGUUGUAAAUCGUGAACACCAAAAUGCUGUUUUAACACUUAAUCCCUCAUCGUUGAUAUAUCAAGAUGUAGCAGCAGCUAUUAUUAUUCAUUUUGUCAAAGUUAAUUUACGUAUUGGUUUUAUGGAACAUGAAGAUCGAUUUCUAUAUAAAAAUAGUGAGCUAAAUUAUCAAUCAUUUCAAAUAUGUUUUUAUGAUGAAAUAUAUCAAUGUUUUUGUUAUAAUAAUUUUCAACCUGAUUAUCUUGUUUUUAAUCAUCAUGUAAAUAAUUGUACAACAGAUACAGCUGUUUAUUGUCAAAAUGAUGCUCGUUGUUUACAAGCAAAUCGUCAGAGUAUUUAUUAUUUUACAUGUCUAUAUUCACUUGAAAUAAAAGGUCUUAUUCAAACAUUUGUGUUCAUCGUUGUUGUUGUAUUAACAAUUUCAUCAUUCAUUGCUAAUCUAAUAUCGAUCACUACAUUUUGCCAGCCAAAACCACGAGAAGUUGGCUGUGGUUUAUAUCUAUUAACAUUAUCAAUUAUUAGCCAAUUAGACAUAUUUAUAUUUGGUUUACGAUUUAUCUCACUUUUACUUAAUCAAUUUACAUUUAUUAGUUGUAUUCUAUUAGAAUUUUUACUACCAGUUAUACCAUCUAUAUUUGAUUGGCUAACAGCGUUGAUUGCCAUUGAACGAGCAAUAACAGUUAUUAAAGAAGCAAACUUUAAUAAAAAGAAAAGUUAUGAAUUAGCAAAAUAUAUCAUUAUUUGUAUUUUCAUUACUAUUCCUUUAUCGUCACUACAUAAACCAUUUCAUUGUAAUUUAACAAUUUGA
Didymodactylos carnosus is the source of this 2901-nucleotide messenger RNA. The record is from the annotation of a GenBank genome assembly. Lineage: Eukaryota; Metazoa; Rotifera; Eurotatoria; Philodinida; Philodinidae.